AUUGUGUAUUCAGAUAGAUCUUAGAGUUACGUCCCUUGGUGUACAUCUUUUUCCAGUGCCUCUUCAAAUUGUUUACGUUCCCGACGGAUUUUCAUGCCUUUUUACCUUAUUGGGUACAUGUGCAUUGUUAUAACACAAAGAAUUAUAUGGUAGAUUGAAGAAGGAAAUAUAGCAAAAGACAAAAUAUUAACAGGGUUAAGGAUCCUGCAUAUACAACAUAUAAGUUUUUGUUACCAUUGUUAGCGUGGAGUGUGUCAGAGUUAUUGUGCAGUAACAUCAAAGGAAAGAACUAUGUGAUUCAGCAAAGUCGAUAGAUAUUUCUGAUGUUAUUUUGAAGUCUGAAAAGAACAGUUAGAACAUUUGAGAAGAUACCAUAAAAUGAGAAGUUAAGUGAUAUAAUCAUGGAAUUAGGAUUUUCACAUGGCCCCUUGGCGGGGUCACUACCUAGUUGUAGAAUCAAAUGCAGUGGUGCACGUAUACAGGUCGGUAGUCGUGACUUCACAUCUGCCACUGAGGCUCUGCAAGCUUACCUGGACCAAUAUUCAGGUCUGACCACACGUAUGUCUGUGCCUUAUAAACGUGAUGUGUCAGACCUGCUUGACCCUAAGUCUAUUCUACACAUGACAGCAGACCGGUCACUUCAGACUGGUGUAAGGGACACACAGAUUGAAAUGAAACUAGCUGAUGUAAAGACAAGCAUGAACAGUAAUUAUGAUAGAAUGGAGAAAUCUUCUAAACUGAGGAAAGAAGCUGAGGAUGCAUUAAACAGAUCUGGAGACCUAUUAAUUCAGAUUCAACAUGAUGAGCUCCGUAAACCUCAAAGUGAUAUUGAUAGUGUUUCUACCGAUAUGUUGAUGACAAUGAACCCAGCAGCUGGGUACUCAGAACGUAAACAUAUUUACUCUUAUAAAAGACCCAAAUCUCAACAGAGGACUAUAGACCCUUUAACUAACAGGUCAGACAAUGCCAAUGAUUUCUUCAUUAAGAGACCACCGCCAAGUAGUUUUAAUACUAGAGCUGGUACUAUUCCGUUACGUGAACGAAGUCGAUCAGUGUCACCAUCAUCAACUAGACAAAGUGAAAAACUUUUCAAGAAACCACAGAAAUGGAUCAAAGAUCCUAAUGUUACAGACACAAAAUCUCCAAGUUGGAUAGAUGUUCUGGAUAUAACAGACCCUACUGAUUCAAUGUGGUCUAAACGUGACUUGAGGUCAGGUAGACAUCCACCAAGCUGGGUUAAUGGACUAGAAGGCUCUGAUAUAACAAGUUUAGUGUCACAACCUGUCUAUGGUGUUGGUGUAUCUGAACUCUUAGGUAAUGACUCCUUUAAAGAUACCUCAGCUCAAGGACUGAGAUAUGACGAUUUGAUGAAAUCUCCUCGGAAAUCAAGACUUGGAAAAGAUAAAUAUGACCUAACUAGCCAACUUCCUAGAGAAGUUAUGGAGAGUGGCAAAAAAUUAAACAGCAGUGAUAUUUUAGAACAAUAUUUAGAUAAUGCAAGUGAUAGAAAGUCGGACUCCAUUUUGGAUUCUUUAAAGGGAGAUAAUAGAGUACCAAGGUGUUCCAGUUUAGAUACAGAAGCUUUAAUAGCAGGAAUGUCAGCACCGGCACACCAUGAGAUUGCAGGGGCAAGUCCCAUAACUGGAACCCCUAUUAGAUCUAGACGACCACUAAGUCCAGAUACAGAUAUAGUUCUAGAUGGUGAUAGACCUUGGGAGAAGCAAGUGGCAUUUAAAUCACCUGUUUAUGUAGAUGAAGAUACAAGUGAUUCUGAUAUUAAGGCUCCAACGUACACAGGAAGACAUCAGCCUGGUAGCUUAGAGACGCUGAAGAACAUGUUAUAUAAACUUCAGUCAGAAGAAUCAACUGGCUCUAGAGCAGAAAAGCUACUAGCGGCACAGGAACAACUUAACCUUUCUAGUGAAGAACUAGAAGAUGCAUUAAGAGAUUAUAACUUUGACGAUGAACCAGGUGGAAAGUCUUUGGAGAAGGCUUUGUCACAUCUGACAAAAUUAAAGACACUUGUAAAAGACGGAAAAACUAUGAGAAGUAGGUCACAGUCACCUCAUGUUAGACUACAAAGUAGGUCGCCGUCACCUCAUCAUAGACUAUCGUCAAUAUCACCUUCCCGUAUUCCACUGACAUGAUAACCUGUACAGAUCACCAUUCAAUUAAAUCAGACUUUUAUCAAUAAUACAAGCAGAAAUGAGAACAAAUAUUAUUCAUUAGCUUAUGUUGAUGACCUUAUACCAAUUACUACUUGAAUAUCCGUAAGAAUGGAGUACUACUAAAGAUUAGUAUAAAGCAUUAAAAAAAGGUACUUUACAACAUAUAAGUAUCUUAACAAAGCUGUUAUAUAUUCUUGAGCCAUCUGUUUAUAAAAAAUUACUACAAACAUUCUAUUUUUUAAUAGCUUAUGAUAAAUUAAAUGUUUUUUCAUAAAAAUCUCCAAUUUCUACUUCCUUUUGCCGUUAUCUAUAGGAAAAUAAAGAUUUUAUUGGUAUCAGGUUUUGUUAGCUUUGCUUGUAAGUACAUCUAGUAUUUUAUAAAGGUUUUUAGUGUAUUUAUACUCUGUAAACAUAUAACAUUUUUGUCAGGUUCUAACUCGGUCAAUUAUAAGAUAUAUGUACUUAUAAACAAAGGCUUAGUUAACAGCUUUAAGAUUUAUUAAUAAGAGCGUCUACCUCAAUAUCAAAAUAGUCUGUAAAAAGUAUUUAUACCAGCUUCUCAAUAAGAUUCAAUAUAUUGAAAAUAAUGUUAUAACAACAGCUAAAAUUUAGAUAAUGUGAAUUUCUAACCUAAAAUUUCAGGUCACUCAGUUAAAAUCUCUUAACUUUAUUUAAUAGAUUUUUAUAAUUUUCAAUCUAGUUACAGAUUUUUAUAUUUCAUUUUUAGAAUGUUGAAUAAUGCUCUUUAAGAAUGAACUUAUUUUGUUUUUGUCUGUUUAGAAAAAAAGCUUCCUGCUUAAUUUAUUUUUAAACUUAUUGUGAUUUGUCUAAGAGAACAAUGUGAAAUUUGAAAGAGAUGAAAAUAAUAGCUAUACUAACAUUAAUUUUCAUUUUAUUUGUUUCAGUUUUAUGAUACAGAAUCUCUUCUUCUUUUCUUUUAAUUCUCUUUUUAAUGACAUAUUCUAAUUGGUAUAAUUUCAAAAUUUUGUUAUCCUGACAUAAAUGAAGACUACAUUUAUAUUUUAAUAAUCAAAAACUAUUGUCAUAAAGACUAUAACUGGCCAUGGUGUUGAAACUACAGUAGAUACAAAUAAAAGUAUUUUUGCCUAUAUAAUAAUAUCUGUAUCUUAAUAUUCCAUUGCAUAUUUCAUAAUAACAUAAUUUCAAGAACUCAGAAAAAUUCACAUGACUUUGCACAAGAUUUUUGUUCAAAGUAUAUUAAUGAGAACUGAUAACUUAUUAUUUUCUAUAUUUAGUCAGAAUUUCAUAGAAAAACAUAUUAUUGUAACAGGUUCAGUGAUAACUGCCUUUUAUUUUGCCAUUUGUGUUAAUACUAUAUAGAAUCAAGUGAUAUUUAUUUGUUGUUAUUUACAAUAUUUUAUCAUUAAAUUUAUAUCAAGAAA
Molecule: messenger RNA, 3571 nt
Organism: Mytilus trossulus (common blue mussel)
Lineage: Eukaryota; Metazoa; Mollusca; Bivalvia; Mytilida; Mytilidae
Exons: 11
Coding region: 402-2147 (581 amino acids)
Source: RefSeq, a predicted model, not a curated record